GUGAGGCAGCGCGGAGGCAGCGCGGAGGCUGCAGUCAAAGCUCACAGACGAAGAAGAAGAAGAACUUGUUGUUUAAUUCAUGCUCGCUGUGUUAGCCUGAACUUCAGUUUCCUCCUGAGGAGACGCCACGGAGAGAGUGAGACACCGCGGAGAGAGUGAGACACGGAGCGGAGAGUGAGACACGGAGCUGAGAGAGAGACACGGAGGCUGGGAGAGCACGAACCCCGGCUCACCCUUCACUGAGUCCGGGUAAACAUUUCCAGUCCGGAGCGUUAGCUUAGCAUCUUUAGCGAGUCCUUGUAACGGUUAAACCUCAGGUAAAGCACCUAAUCUACCCGGCCAGCAGAGUCGCCCACCAUCAUGUCCCCAUCGGUCUGUUGAUGCUGACGGCUUCUCUUACACUGUGCGGAGAGCGGCGGCUGGAAUGCAGCGCUGGCCCAGUGUUUCCAGGAGGCGGCGCUGCUGAGAGGCUGAGUGUAUGUCUGCCGACCCGGCCAUGGACGACUUCACCACCAGGACCUACGGCACCAGCGGCCUGGGCCUGGACAACAGACCUUUGUUCGGGGAGACCUCGGCACGGGAUCGAAUCAUCAACCUGGCAGUGGGGGGAUUCACGUCUCUGGUUGUUUUAGUGACCUUCAUCUGUUCCUUUGUGUUCCCCUCGCUGCCGCCACGGCCGCUUAACAUCUUCUUCGCCGUGUGCAUCCUGCUCGUCUGCGGAUCCACGAUAGUGCUGAUAUUCUGGUACCGGCAGGGCGAUCUGGAGCCUAAAUUCAGGAAACUGAUCUACUACAUGCUGGUGUCCAUCGUGCUGCUGUGUCUAUGUGCCAACCUCUACUUCCACGAUGUCAGGUAAAGGCAGGGACGAGGAGGAGGAGGAGGAGGAGGAGGAAGAAGGGAAGACAUGGCCUUGACAGACGGAAAUGCUUUGAAGGACUACGUGCAGAGACGACGUAGAAAAAGGAAAAACACACUAACAUGAAUGAAUUCCCCACCUGACCUGCAGCAUUCCUGCAAGCCUCGGACCAAAACCAGUGAAACUCGAUGGUUAGAGUGGGACUGAAACAUAACACACACACACACAGACACACACACACACACACACGUCACAGUGUAGAAAUCAUGAUGUACUGUUAGAGGCCAUAAAUCUGCCUGGAGACACACACAGCUGGAGGAUGAACUCUGAAUUAUUUCAGGUGUGUUUACAUGCACAUAAACGUCUUUAUGUACAGUCUCACUCGUCACGACAAGUACUUAUUACAGAA
This is a messenger RNA of Larimichthys crocea (large yellow croaker), 1265 nucleotides long. RefSeq names its product transmembrane protein 243, mitochondrial b (gene tmem243b). Bases 479 to 856 code for a protein of 125 amino acids. The transcript is spliced from 5 exons. Lineage: Eukaryota; Metazoa; Chordata; Actinopteri; Sciaenidae. The record is from RefSeq and is a predicted model, not a curated record.